AUGCAGAUUCGCGUGGUCCAAAUCUGGGGUUUCCUGAUGACAGUUUUGGGCUGGAUCUUUGUGGCCUGCACCAUGGCCAUGGAGGGCUGGAAGAUCGCCUCAAUUGGGGGUAUGGGGGGCUCUUCCAUCAUCAAGGUGGCCUGGUACUGGUCCAGUCUGUGGAGGAGCUGUUUUACAGACUCAACUGCUGUCAGCAACUGUUAUGACUAUCCUGUGCUCUGGUCUGUGGAAGGCUCGAUCCAGAUAGUGAGAGGUCUGCUGAUGGCAGCUCUUGCCCUGGGUAUGCUGGGGUUUGUGCUCAGUCUGAUGGGUAUGGAGUGCACCUUUAUUGGGGGAAAAGACCGAUCAAAAUACAAGAAAAUUUACAUCGGUGGAUGGUGCCACAUAAUCGGCGGUAUGCUGUCCACAUCUGGGUAUGCUGUUUAUGCACAGUAUGUCUCAGCAGACUUCUCUGAUGGACUGAACUAUGACCUUGGCACCCCGCUGUUCCUUGGUUGGGUUGGCUCAGCCUUUCACAUGACUGGAGGUUCAUUCUAUCUGUGGUCGGUGUGCACGCCGCUCUGUGGAGGAGAGGAGACGGUGAUCAACAUCCAGCCACUACAAGAUCCUGAGCAGAAUAAGUCCUCCACAGCUAAGUCCACAGUGUCUGAGAUCACCUCCAAAACCAAAGUGUCCUCCAUUUCCGAGCUGUCGUCCAAGUCUGAGCGCUCUGACGUCUCUGCCAUUUCCUCAAGAUCCGAACGCACAUCCAAAUCUGGACGCACAGUCAAGUCAGUGCGGUCCUCUAAGACUGGGCGAUCAAACGGGUCUGCAGGGUCAAGAUCAGGAUCAGGGUCGGAGUCCGGCCGCUCCUCAAGGUCCAGUGUGUCAACUUUGUCCGAGUCAAGGAGCAGUGGCAGCAGCAGCCGGACAGUUUCGUCACUGUCAGGCAGUUCAAAGAGUGAAACUAGACCAUUCAUUAAAAAUUCCUAUAUUUGAAUAAAUUUGAAUAAUUAUGUGAGGGAAAAAUGCUAAUAAAUGUGUUGUACAGAUUAUCUGAUAUAUUUCUAUUCAGUUUAUGAAUCUGUGUUGAAAGCAAAUUCUGUAUGCCUUUUGUAUUAAUAAAUUUCUCAUUUUAAAUAAAUCUGUGUCAAAACUAGCACUAGA
Molecule: messenger RNA, 1146 nt
Organism: Scatophagus argus
Lineage: Eukaryota; Metazoa; Chordata; Actinopteri; Scatophagidae
Product: claudin-10-like
Exons: 5
Coding region: 1-978 (325 amino acids)
Biological process (GO): cell adhesion; bicellular tight junction assembly
Cellular component (GO): plasma membrane; bicellular tight junction
Molecular function (GO): structural molecule activity
Source: RefSeq, a predicted model, not a curated record